AUGAGCGUCAGCGUCAACGUCACCGCCAGCGCCGUCGAACAAGCAGCCACGCUGGACGAAGACGCCGACGACGUUCAGGACGCCGGGGGCGUGCUGCCAUGGUGCGCGACGCACGUGAGCCCGUGCUUGGCGACGCUGGUAGCGAGUCUGGCGUACGCGAGCCUGUACGCGCUGGUGCCGCACCUGGUGACCACGGUGGUGGCGCCACGCUGCUUCGCGCCCGACUGCUACGACUUCCCGAAGGAGCUAGCCAUGGCCAUGGACGCCAACGUGGACCCGUGCACCGACUUCUACCAGUUCACAUGCGGACGAUGGAGCAAGGUGCAUCCGAUGGACACGAACCAGUUCACGAGCCUCCAGCGCAAGAUCUUCUUCAGCCUGUACACCGACAUCAGGCGCCAGCCGAGCUCGGCGCCGAGCCGCUCCGGCGAGAAGUCAGCGCAGGCCUUGCGCAUGUGCGAGGACAUCUUCGUGAACCGCGAGGAGAACCUCGAAGGGCUGCGCGCUUUCCUUGGCGACCACGGCCUCGGCUGGCCCGACGUGCCAUUGGACUCAGCCGAGUUCAACGUGCUCGACGCCCUCGUGGGCCUCAGCCUGGACACCGACGUGCACUUCUUGUUUCAGAUGAAGCUGGUGCCCAACUUCCGGCAGGACGACCGGCUGAUCCUGUCGCUGAGCCACAACCAGGGGCUCAUGCUCUGGUUCCAGCACAGGGUCCUACACCUGCCCGGCGCAGCCCUGGGCAAGAUGCUGCAAAAGCUGGCGGUGGCACUGGGCAACCCGGGUCAGGACUACGCGUCCCUGGUCGAGGACAUGGUCCAGAUGGACACCGACCUCAUGUCCAUGUACUUCGAGUUCAAGGAGAAGGACCUCAUCGGCUACUCGCAGUUCCAGGAGCUGGGCGACCUGAGCGCGGGCCGCGUCUCCUCCGAGCGCUGGCUGGAGGCCAUCAACCGGCACCUCCCCGAAGAGGCCCAGAUGGGCGAGCUCAGCGAGCUGUACAUCAUCGGCACCGCCUACUUGGGCGUCGCGGGUCGCUUCCUGGGCAAGUACGCUCGCGAGCCGGACCGGCUGCGGCUCUUCAUCGGCUGGCACGUGGCCCGGUCGCUGAUGCCGCUCGCCUCGUAUGAGCUCACCAAGGCACUGCAGGCCGAGACGAGCGAGGCGCAGAUGGCCGUCACGUACCUCGAGUCGUGCAUCGGCCGCGUCUCGGAGAUGGCGCCGUUCGCGUUGGCCCACUUCUUCUUCGCCAAGUUCCUGCCGGCGGGAGCGCUCAAGACAGCCGACCGCAUGGUGAACUCGAUACGCGACUCCUCCCUGCUCGCCUUCCGCAACCUCUCCUGGAUGGAGGACUCCACGCGCAGGCAGGCCGUCAACAAGCUCUCCUCGCUGCACGAGAUUGUCGCCUUCCCCAAGGAGCUGUCGUCGGCCGAGGCGAUUGACGCCCACUACUCCUACCUGCCCAAGUUCAGGCGCCCGUUUCUGCGCACGUACACGGAAUCGCUUCGCGCCGCCCUGGCGCAGUCCAAGCCCCUUCUGCGCGGCGGCCGCGGCAACCGGUCCAUCAACCGCGAGCUGUACCUGCAUGCGCAGCCCAUACCGGUGAACGCGUUCUACAUGUUCGUCUACCACGUGAUGUUCAUCAUGCCGUCCAUACAGUUCCCGCCGUACUUUGCGCGCUCUCUGCCCACGGCGGCGCGCUACGGGGGCCUAGGUCACGUGGUAGGCCACGAGAUCACACACGUCUUCGACCCUUUCAUGGGGAACAUGGACCAGACCGGAGUAAAG
This is a messenger RNA of Rhipicephalus microplus (southern cattle tick), 1788 nucleotides long. Its product is annotated as neprilysin-1. Gene Ontology annotation, cellular component: plasma membrane. Gene Ontology annotation, biological process: protein processing. The record is from RefSeq and is a predicted model, not a curated record. Gene Ontology annotation, molecular function: metalloendopeptidase activity. Lineage: Eukaryota; Metazoa; Arthropoda; Arachnida; Ixodida; Ixodidae.